GAAAAGGAAAAAUACAAAAAAAAACAACAGUGGGAUUUGAAGCUGCAGAGAGAGAGAGAGAGAGAGAGAGAGAGAGAGAGAGAGAGGCGCUGUGAAGGAGGAGGGGAAACGGGAAAGGGAAGUUGGAACUUGAAUCUUGUGAGGUUCAGACGCGACGACGGGUGCCACAACUUCAUGCACGGGUUGACUUUGUGUUGAUAUCGUUUUGCUGGUCCUCAAGUACUGUGACAAGUAUGGAGAUAACAAAGCCCUCAUUUAGAAGUUGAAUCUAUUCCUCUCUGAUCCCCAUCAGUUGAUUCAACAAAUUGCUGGGACCCAAAAUCCAACGAAUCAUGGAAAUACAAGAUAUGAAUUUGGAGGAAAAUCAGAAUUUGGAGGUCGUAUUGGAACCUAAGGUUGGAACAAUAUUCAAUUCUGAAUAUGAAGCCCAUGAAUGUUACGCUAGAUAUGCGAAAGCAAAAGGUUUCGGUUCGGUCACUAAAACCUCUAAGAAGCGUGACGGUGGGCUAAAGUCGAAUAUAACUUAUGGUUGUCAUCGGAGUGGAAAGCCCAGGACAACUGCUUUGAAUCCUGGUAAAUCCCAUCCAACAACAAAAAUAGAUUGUAAAGCCCAAAUGAAUAUCUCUUUGCAAGUUGACGGGAAGUGGAUGUUGAAUUCGAUUGAACUGAAGCAUAACCAUGAAAUGGACCUAGAUAAAGUGAAAUAUCUUAAGUGCUAUCGGACUAACCGAUCACAUGCGAUGAGGAAAUUGAACGGGGCAGCCGAAAUCAAAUUAAACAAAACCAUUGCCUCAUGUGUGAUUGAGGCUCGGGCCCCUGAGAAUCUGACGUGGUUAGAAAAGGAUGCAAGGAAUUACGAGGAUAAAGUCGGGCGUUUAUGGCUCAAGGAAGGGGAUGCCGAUGCAUUGCAUAAGUACUUUGUCAAAAUGCAAAAAGACAACGGGGACUUCUUUUAUGCCAUCGAUCUUGAUGAAGAUAACCGAUUACGAAACGUGUUUUGGGCCGAUGCUAGGAGUAGAGAGUUAUACAAAGAAUUUGGCGAUGUGGUUACCUUUGACACCACUUACCUUGUCAACAACUACGACAUGCCUUUUGCAUCAUUUGUAGGGGUCAACCAUCAUGGACAGUCGAUUUUGUUUGGAUGUGGUUUGAUAUCAUGGGAGGACACGGCUUCAUUUGUAUGGUUGUUUGAGUCUUGGCUUUCUUGCAUGUUUGAUUGCUACCCUAAUGCCAUCAUCACAGACCUAUGUAGGGCCAUGCAAAACGCGAUAAGUCAAGUUUUUCCAAAUGCACGACAUCGUUGGUGUUUGUGGCAUAUCAUGAAAAAAAUUUCUGAAAAGUUAAAGGGGUACGACGAGUAUAAGCAGAUUAAACGCAAAUUGAAGAAUGUUGUAUAUGAUUCCUUAAAUCUAGAGGAGUUUGAACAAAAUUGGGCGGAUCUCAUCAAUGCAUAUGAUCUUCAGGGCAAUGAUUGGUUAGCUGGAUUGUACGAGGAGAGGCACCGAUGGGUACCGGCAUUUGUUAAGGAUACCUUUUGGGCAGGGAUGUCAACAACCCAAAGAGGCGAGAGCAUGAAUGCCUUCUUUGAUGGUUAUGUCCACUCGAAUACGACCUUGAAGGAGUUUGUGGAGCAAUAUGAGAAUGCCUUGCGUAAGAAGGUGCAAGAAGAAGAAGAGGCAGACGCCCGUUCCUUAAAUGUUCAAGUUCAAAAUGUGUCCCCUUAUGGAUUUGAGAACCAAUUUCAGCAAGCAUACACAGUUGCGAAAUACAAGCAAUUCAGAGUGCAAGUAGCCGAAAAGAUUGGGUGCAAUUUGACUAUUGGACUAGUAGUAAAUGGUAUUUCACAGUUUCACAUUGAACAAGACAUUCUAGUUGGAAAGAGAAAAGAUACAUUUAAAACUGUUACUUUCCUUGUUCAUUUUAAUGAGGAGUCAAGAGAAACUAAUUGCAAUUGUCGGUUGUUCGAGAGUAAGGGGAUGGUGUGCACACAUAUGAUCUCAGUUUGGUCAAAAAAGAAGCUUGAAGUAGUGCCCGAUAAAUACAUUCUACGAAGAUGGAGGAAAAACUUGGCGAGGAGUCACACAAAGGUUAAGGUGAGUUAUGUUAAUUGGGAACGCAAGCCUGAAUUUGGUCGCUAUGAUAGUUUGUUGGAGUUAUUCAAUAAGGCCGCCGACAAGGCCAUGUAUUCCACUGCCAAGACUGAUAGGAUGGCGGCUAGGUUGCGAGAAAUUAAAGCGGAGAAUGACUUAUACGAUGAGGAGUGUCUAAGCAAUAUGCCUAUGGUUGGAGAAUUACUAUCAAACGUUGACGUUUUCCCACAAUUUUUUUGGGAGCAAACACCGGGCGAAUAUGAAGCUACCGUGGGUGAUCCAAGUAAAGGUCCUCGGAGAGGGCGACUGCCGGCUAAGAGGAAACAAUAAAUGGCUGAGCCCAGAAUGUUCGCACUAUGAGAUUAUCACAACAGAGUGCAAACGUUAAUCCAUCACGUGGGAGUGUAGGAUAUGUUGAUAUGUGUAGCAUAGACCUUAAUGAAUCUCUGGUUGAUUUGAAAUCUAAUGUGCUGGAGUUGGAAAGCUCACAGACCAAGUCUGCCAAGUCCUCUAGAACUUGUUUUGUUGAUGCGUAGCAAAAUUGAUGGGGGGAAAUUGUACUCUGUUAGGAUUUUUUUGUUUCUCUUGGAUCAAUGAGCCCCAAUUGUAUGAGAUGCGUUAGUUAAAAAUUGCAGGAUACAUGUGUUAUCUUUUGUUGGAAGUAAUAUCAAGUAUGCUCUUGGCAAUGUUCUGUUGCUA
Rhododendron vialii is the source of this 2789-nucleotide messenger RNA. Its product is annotated as protein FAR-RED IMPAIRED RESPONSE 1-like. Gene Ontology annotation, biological process: regulation of DNA-templated transcription. Bases 333 to 2420 code for a protein of 695 amino acids. The transcript is spliced from 6 exons. NCBI's taxonomy places the organism in Eukaryota, Viridiplantae, Streptophyta, Magnoliopsida, Ericales, Ericaceae. Gene Ontology annotation, molecular function: zinc ion binding. The record is from RefSeq and is a predicted model, not a curated record.